Messenger RNA from Myxocyprinus asiaticus (Chinese sucker), 7686 nucleotides. RefSeq names its product BRISC complex subunit Abraxas 2-like. Gene Ontology annotation, biological process: attachment of spindle microtubules to kinetochore; mitotic spindle assembly; protein K63-linked deubiquitination. The coding region runs from base 19 to 1260 and encodes 413 amino acids. The transcript is spliced from 9 exons. Gene Ontology annotation, molecular function: microtubule binding; polyubiquitin modification-dependent protein binding. Gene Ontology annotation, cellular component: nucleus. Lineage: Eukaryota; Metazoa; Chordata; Actinopteri; Cypriniformes; Catostomidae. The record is from RefSeq and is a predicted model, not a curated record.
GGCGCGUAUGUUUCCAUCAUGGCGGCGUCAAUUUCGGGUUACACUUUUAGUUCUGUAUGUUAUCACAGCGCCAACAGCAAUUCCGACCAUGAGGGCUUCCUGUUGGGAGAAGUGAGACAGGAGGAGACUUUAAGCAUCAGUGACUCACACAUCAGUAGUUCAGAAUUCCUCAAUGUAAUAGAGGUCCAUAAUCAUAAACCUUGUGCACAACUGUUUAGCUUUUAUGACUAUGCAGGUAAUGUCAAUGAAGAAAAUCUCAACAGAAUCCUCAAGGACAGAAGAAAAAAUGUUAUCGGCUGGUACCGGUUUCGAAGGAACACCCAACAGCAGAUGUCAUUUAGAGAGCAAGUGAUCCACAAGCAGUUGACCCAUAUACUCGGCAUUCCAGAUCUCGUCUUCCUUCUCUUCAGCUUCAUCUCCACAGCCAAUAGUUCCACACAUGCUCUGGAGUAUGUACUCUUCAGACCCAACAGAAGCAGGUAUAAUCAGAGGAUAUCUCUAAGCAUCCCAAACCUGGGAAACACCAGUCAACAGGAAUAUAAAGUCUCUUCAGUGCCCAACACCUCCAAGAACUACGCUAGUGUCAUUAAAGAACAUGGGGCUGAGUUCUUCGAUAAGGAUGGGGUAAUGAAAGACAUUCGAACUAUUUUUCAGGUGUACAGUGCCCUACAAGAAAGGGUGCAGGCAGUCUGUUGGGAAGUUGAUCAAAGUGAACAAGUGAGGGAGAAAAUCCAAGAGGAAGUGAACAAACUCAAAGAGGAAAUCGCUCUCAGGAAACAUAACACCGCUGAAGAAGAGAGAAGACUUCAAGAAGCAACCAACACGGCUGUCACACUUCCAGAUGACUCGGCACUCUCCAACCCAUUACACACUCCACUGACACAAGUUGUACACUCAGAUCCUUCAGUGAAGCCCAGUUUAGAGAGACCUGUAAACUCAUCGUCUCCACCACUUUACAGCACCACACUGCCUCCAGAUUCACCAAGCGCUAUCCUGCUGCCUCGACCCCAAGCCGUGGGCUCACCCGGCCACCCGUCUCCCAGUCUGGGCUUGGGCAACGGAGAUGGCUCGAGCUCAGAUUCUUUGAACCGUCAAGCCACUGGCCAGGAAGACCAGGAUGAGGACGAUGAGGACAGUAGCGAGUACGAAAAUUUAGUAAGCGAUCAAGUGCAGCCACCUUCCGUAACAGAAGCUGUUACAUUGGGACGGCCAGCUACCCUGUGGCCUGAUGGAGAUGCCCACAGCCCACCGGGCUCAUAGUGAUUAAACAGACAUUUUGAGGAGAAGAAAGGGGUAAAUGGGUUUUGGGGCUGAUGUUCAGAAAACAAAGAAGCACUUGCUUUAUGACAAUGCUGUCCUAUUGUACACAUUUAAAGGGAUAGUUCACCCAAAAAUGAAAAUUCUGUCAUGAUUUACUUCCCUUCAUGUUGUUCCAAACUUUCUUUCUUCCAUGGAACAAUAGGUGAGGGCUAAUAUUUUUCCUAACUACUCCUUUUGUGUUUGAUGGAGGAAAGAAAGUAAUUUGGGUUUGGAACAACAUGAGGGUGAGCAAAUAAUGACACAAUUUUCAUUUUUGGGUGAACUGUUCCUUUAAGGAAAAUUGUUAAGAUUUGUGCAGGGGAAUUCAUCAUUUUGAGAUUGCAACGCAGUAGUGAUGGAACAAUAUCCCCAGCCAAAUGGACUGAUGGACCCCUUCUCUGUUUCAUACUUUCUGGUUUUGUUGGGGUUGAGGUACAUCCUGCUCACUGGUUAUCUCUUGGCAUCUGCUACAUACCUGCUGGGAUCAUUCAGUUCUUACACCAUUUACCUCUUGCACUGUUUUGCCUUCUUUUGAUCUGCAUUUGAAUAGAACAGCAAAGGGAAUUUUGUUUUUGCGGCCUUCAAACUCAUCUCUGUGUGAGCUCACUCCAUGACUGCUGUUCAUUUUCUCGCUUCACAAAUAUGACAGACAGGAAAAAAUUGCAGUUCUGAUAAUUUCUUCAGACUGCACCUAUCUGACACUUGAUCUAGAACAGUUCUUGUUCUGGAAAAGUUAUUUUAUUUUUGUUUUUUUCAGUUGUCUUCUUUUGAGUAAUAUAGUGGCCUAAAAAUGAAAACCAACAAAAUGAUCAAUUUGGUCAGUGAUUAUAUAAGUUACUCCUUUGAUAAUUUACGUUUUGAUUUAAACUAAUAAUUUUUUUGUCCUAAUUAAUGAACCGAUAAUUGUAUUCUUUUCUGCUGUGCAUUUUUUACCAUUGAGCUUUAACUGAAGUUACCAGUCACACAGUUUGACUGAGCCAGUCUUGUUUAUGUGGGCAGCCGAUCAGAACUCAAAACUGGAAGAGUUGAUGAUCAAACUGUGGUGUCAUCAAUCUCAGGUUUCUUUUACAGUACCAGGACUGUUUCUUUCUCUCCAUCUUAUCCUCAUGCAUUUGUUCCUUAGUUCACAAGAAAUGUUGUUUUGUUUUUCGUUUUUCAAACCAAUGCAGUGGUGGUUCAGUUUAGCGCUCUGUGAUAAUUUGAAGUAAAGAUUUCAGCCGUAUGCAGCAGAUGAAUAACUUUAAAGGUAGAUUAAGGUGACAAAGUAGCAGUUUUGCCGUCUGUUGGAUGUUUCAUAAUAUCUGAUUCAAUUCAAAUGAAGCUGUUUCCCCGUUUAGUUAAUUGUGGAUGAAUCUCACAAAAUAGUCAUAGUCAUAUUUUACUAACAAAUCACAAGAAAACAAUUAUGUUUUGCACAAAGAAAAUAAAGCCUAUUUUAAGGACCACUGACAUUUACCAUUAAAGGAAUGUUCUGGGUUCAAUAUAAGUUAAGCUCAGUCGACAGCAUUUGUGGCAUAAUAUUGAUUACCACAAAAAUUUAUUUUGACUCGUUCCUCCUUUUCUUUAAAAAAUAAUAAAUCUGGGUUACAGUGAGGCACUUACAAUGGAAGUCAAUGGGGCCAAUCCAUAAACAUUGAAAUAGUUACUGGUUUAAAAGUAAAGCCACAAGACAUCAACAGUAUGCAUGUCAACAUGAUUUUAGUGUGAUUAAAUCGCUUAACAACCUUUUUUGAGUAAAAAUUACAGCCAGUUUUACAACUUCGUUGCCAUGACGAUGUAAUGUCAACAAACCCAAAACUAAAAUGACUGGAAAAAGUAUGAUUUAAAUAACUUUACAACUCAAAUAAAACACAAGUUUUAACAGAAGAAUUCAUGUAAGUGCUUUUAUAAUAUUAUAAGCUUCAUAUUUCUGCCUUUAAACACUCCAAAUAUUGGCCCCAUUGACUUCCAUUGUAAGUCCCUCACUGUAACCUCCAUUUUUGCUUUUUUUUUUUUUUUUAAAGAACAGGAGGAACGAGUCGAAAUGUUUUUUUUUUUUUUUGUGGUAAUCAACAUUAUUCAACAAAUGUUGUCGACUGAGCUUAACUUGUACUGAACCCGGAAUAUUCCUUUAAGAACCCCUUGUAAAUUCACAUUUCAGUAAUGCAUCUGAUUGUUUAACUUUUUUUUUUUUUACAUUAUGCUUAAUGAUUCUGAUUAUAAAUACUUUAUAAUAAUAAAAAAUAUCACAUUACAGUAGUUUGAAUUUUGUGGGGGAAAUAUGCUUAAUAAAUAAAUAAAUAAAUAGGUUUCAAAUAUAAUUUCAUAUUUUUCCUUCAGAUUUUUGGGUGAAAUAUGACCUUGAAAUAUUUUUGGCAGGUUUUGUGAGAUUCAUUCAUGUACUCCAUUGUGCGUUAUUUGGGCAAGAAACUUGAAUCAGAUUAACGAACUGUCUGGAUUUUUUUUUUUUUUUUUUACCCAAAGAAUCCAAAAUUCUUAAUUCUAAAUCUAAUCUCAGGAUCUGACACACUGACAUUUAUUUUGGCAGAGGCCGAGAAUGUCUCAUUUUUUGUUCAGUAUGUUUCUCCAGUUCUGGGUUUGACAGAAAAAAAAAAAAACAGUUUGUUCCCUGGCAUGAGUGUCAGUGUGAGUGCACUGACAGAAAUGUUUUAGCUGUAUCAUGUUGCAUUGACUGCUUUAAAUGUUUAGUCAUAGUUUUAGGCCUCAUACAGCAUCUUCACAUGUAAGGCUGAAAGCCAACACCACCCAUGCUUUCAACAAGAAUCUGAAAGUUUCACUGAAAAUAUUAAACUGAACGAUGACAGUGCGGUGGAAAAAUGCCACAUGUUUGGUCAGCUGGCAGCCAGUCCCUUAGAGCUUUAAAAAUGUGAUUUUACCAUACACACAACACUUUGCUUAUGAGAACAUUUCGGAUAAUCCUAUAACUGCCACUUUAAAAUGUAAUAAUAAUAUACGGUAUAAAUAUAUUCACAUGUGUUGACCUUUUGUUUUUGUUUUUCCAACAAAUAUUUACUAUUUAUGAGCAAUCAGAAUCAUGUUGUCUCAAUUCGCAAAAACCCCUUGAGACUCCUAAAGGAUCCUAUGGAAUCAUAUCAAAAACUAUUACUGUGGGCCUAAAUUCCUUCUGAUGUUCUAUGGGGACAUAAUUCUAUUGGGAACCUCAUAGUCCUUUUUGGAGCCGAGUUCUUUAAAAGAUCUAGUUGUUUUGUUUUAGGUUGGAAUUAAGAUAAUCACAAUAGGAUGCUUUAGGUUUGGAUCCAAAUUACAGAUAAAACAACUCUGUUAAUUCAGUGACGAUGCUAAGAUUGCUGCCAUAUUGCCUUUUGCCCUCUCCCUGCAGAUGCUUUCAAAUCUGAUAUUGAAAUAAAUCUAAAUGUGGCAAUGUGCCAUUUUAAAGGGGAAAUUACAAUGAUGUGACUGUUAUUUUUAUUGUCAGUUUAGUCAGCUGUGGGUCAGACAUGUCUGUUUCCCUGAAAACCAGCAGCUGUGAGUGAUUAACAUUGUUCCCAUCAGAACUGGAGUGAAGUCCCUCAGUGCAUGUCAUGUUUAACAAGUGCAAUGUGUGGUUGGCAGGCUGUUGCAUUAGUGCAACAAGCACCUGCAAGCAUCCACCGUUCCCAUCUACUUCUGUCAUAAAUAUGCCACCAUGUUUACAAAUAUAAAGCAAAUUUCCAAUUCCAGUAGCAGUGUUUUAGCAAGCACAGGUUGUAUUUAUAAUAUCCUUUGGUGUCAUAAAGGCCAAAUUCAUUAUUGGAAUAUAAUAAAAUAUUUGGUAAAGAGGGCAAAAUACUUUCCUUAUCUGUUCAAUUACUAGGCCAAUUUUUAUUUUGCAUUCUCUUAAAGGGAUAGCUCAUCCAACAAUGAAAGUUCUCUCAUCAUUUAUUCACCCUCCUGCCAUCCAAGAUGUGUAUGACUUUCUUCUGCUGAACACAAAGACUUUUAGAAGGAUAUUUAAGCUCUGUAGGUCCAAACAAUGCAAGUGAAUGGUGACCAAAACUUUGAAGCUCUUUGAAUGGGGGCGUGUGGUUUGGGUGCCGGAAUGUUGUUUUGGACCAUGUGCGACACGGACAGGUUAAGCCGUUGUGCACCGUCUCUAGGACGCGAGCGGGGUCUGACUUGGGGUGGCAUAGCUCAUUUUGACGGUGGCAGCUGCCACCUCGUGCCACCCAUCUGGCCCCGCCCCUGCUACUCAAGUCUUAUGGAUUACUUUUAUGCUGCCUUUAUGUCCUUUUGGAGCUUUAAAGUUUUGGACACCAUUCACUGAACCUACAGAGCUGAAAUAUUCUUCUAAAAAUCUUUGUUUGUGUUCUGCAGAAGAAAGUCACACAUUUGGGAUGGCAUGAGGUUGAGGAAAUAAUGAGAGAAUUUAAAUUUUUGGGUGAACUAUCCCUUUAAGUCUUACGUUUAAAGGGUUCGUUCAUGCAAAAAUGACAUUUCUGUCAUCGUUUACUCAGCCUCAUGUUGUUCCAAACCUGUUCAACUCUUUCGUCCAUGGAAAACAAAACGAGAUGUUGACAGCUGCAGUCACUUUUAGUGGUCUGCAACCUGACCCUGGCCCGACGGUACCCUAGAAACCGCCGGGUUUUCGGGCCGGGUUCGAGUCAUUUUUUCAUGUAUGACUUCGGGUCGGGUUGGGGUUUGUACAUAAUGAAAAAAUAGACAGGCCUACCUUGUUUCCCACACCCUCUCUUACUCACAGACACCCGCAAAAGGACGAGUGGGGGCCAUUCACACUGAACAUGUUUUUCCAUUGUUUUCUUAUGUAAGCGUGCUGGAUGGAUAUCUUUGACUGUUGCACUACGUCUUGCCGUUUCUUCAGCAUCUCACGCUGGCACAUAAAAGAAUUUCAAGUUUCAAAAACGCAUGUCGAGGCACCUGUGUUCUGUUUCGUUCAUUGUGCUUCACCUAGCUUGUUUUUAGCACAGGUGUGACAAAGAUUCAAUGUUCUGAAUACUGUUAGUAAUGUUGCCUAUGAUGCUUAGUUAAAAUACAGCCUAUUGCAACAAUGCUUGAUGGGAGAAGAAAGUAUGAAGAUAGUGAGCAAUGUUGGGUUUGAGCUCAAAAUCUGACAGUACCGUUCGGGUUAGGUAGAGUUGGGUCACACGGUCUUGGGUCCGGUUUCAUUGCAAGGCCCAUGCAGACCUUUACUCACCAUUCACUUUCAUUGCAUCUUUUUUCUAUACAAUGAAAGUGAAUAGUGACUGAGGCUGUCAGUCCCAAACAUUCUGCUUAACAUCUAAAAUAUUUUUCGUGAAAAAAUAAAGUCGUAUGUGUUUGGAGCAACUUGAGGGUGAGUAAAAGAUGACAAACUAUCCCUUUAACUAGCUGUCACAGGUCAAGAGGGCUAUGAAACAGUUAUACUCAAAGCCAGUUUUUAACAUAUGAAUGUUUCACAAGAGUUCCACUCCUAGCCAAGAAUAACAGCAUGAUUUGUUACUCUGCACACAGACAAAGUGAGUAGAGAGAUCAAAUUUAUGAGGCUAGAAAGAGCACAAUCCCCCUUUUCACCGAAUGUGGCCAUGUCAAAUUCUCACAUAUGAAGAUGGAACAAUGACUUUCUUUCAAAGAAAUGUUGAAAAAUUGUGAUUUUGGUCUUUUGGUCAUCUUCAAGCUUACACAUAAUUUAGUGCAUUCAGAAAGUAUUCAGACCCCUUCAUUUUUUUCACAUUUUGUUAUGUUGCAGCCUUAUGCUAAAAUGCUUUAAAUUAUUAUUUUUUCAGAUCAAUCUACACUCAAUACCCCAUAAUGACAAAGAAAAAAACAGAUUUUUGAUAACUGCAAAUUUAUUAAAUUGAAAGCAUUUUAGCAAAAGGCUGCAACAUAAAAUGUGAAAAAAAAUGAAGGGGUCUGAAUACUUUCUGAAUGCACUGUAUCUGUGCUUGGGGCUAUUAAUGAGGAUUUAAGAAUCUCUGUUGCAAAAACAUGAACAUGUAGGGAUUGUGCCUAAGAAUAUGAAAAAGUAGACUAAUAAAAGUUCACAGGUGGUGUUGGUUUUGUCUGUGUAGUUGAUACUUAGGGAGUUCAAAUGACAUGUCCCGCAGUGUGAUUUGCUACACUUAAAAUUAUUUUACAGCAUCUUUUUAAAAUUCAUUUUUAAUGACAUCAUAUUAAUUGAGACUAAACAUUCAUGUUACACUGCAGAACUACUAAAGGUGGACUUUUUAAAGGUGCAGCAUCAUUUUAAAACAGAAUUAACAUUAUUAAUAUUAUAGUUUAGCAAUUAGACAAAAAAAAAAAAAAAAAAAUCAUAUACACAUUAAUAUACAUUUUAAACAGAAUUCUCGAAACAAUUUCAUGUCCAUGCUAUUUGUCAACUAUCCAUGUUGGUCUGAUGGUGGUGCACUUCAUACACAGAUAUGCAGUGCUGCUCUGCAUACAAACAUCAUU